CAUCGCCCGUGAAUGUUUGCGUCGGGACGGGGGCACGGAACUGCUGUAGGGUCGACGAAUAAUUGGAGAUGAAGGAGAAAAAUGGAAAUGAAACAGCGGUGUUAGUCUCGAGGCCGUAACUCAGCGGCAGUACGAUUAUUUGUGGCCUCGCUCUUCAGUGAAUGUUAUAUGAGGACUUGCGGAGGAAGUGCUUUAGUCGCAGUAAGGUAGCGAAUGUAGGCAGAGUUGGGGAGGGCUGUAGCUGCUGGGGUUUUUUUUGGAGAGGGAAAACAACAUGGCUGCGGUGGAGCUCGAAUGGAUCCCAGAAACACUGUACAACACCGCUAUCUCGGCGGUGGUGGACAACUACAGCCGGUCAAGAAGGGACAUACGCUCGCUCCCGGAAAACAUACAGUUUGAUGUGUAUUAUAAGCUUUACCAGCAGGGCCGGCUCUGCCAACUGGGGGGAGAGUUCUGUGAGCUGGAGGUGUUUGCUAAAGUACUGCGUGCUUCAGACAAAAGACACCUCUUGCACCAUUGCUUUCAGGCACUAAUGGACCACGGUGUGAAAGUGGCCUCAGUUCUGGCAAACUCCUUCAGCCGUCGCUGCUCCUACAUCGCAGAGUCUGAUGCCCAUGUCAAAGAGAAGGCCAUCCAGUUCGGCUUUGUGCUGGGUGGCUUCUUGUCUGAUGCGGGCUGGUAUGGAGAUGCAGAGAAAGUGUUUCUGUCGUGCCUGCAGCUGUGCACGCUCCACAGUGAGGUCCUCCACUGCUUCCGCGCUGUGGAAUGCUGUGUCAGGCUGCUUCAUGUCCGCAAUGGCAACUGUAAGUACCACCUGGGGGAGGAGACCUUCAAGCUUGCUCAGUCUUACAUGGACAAACUAGCCAAACAUGGCCAUCAGGCCAACAAGGCAGCACUGUAUGGCGAGCUUUGUGCCUUGCUCUUCGCCAAAAGCCACUAUGAUGAGGCAUACAAGUGGUGUAUAGAGGCUAUGAAGGAAAUUACUCCAGGGCUGCCUGUCAAAGUAGUGGUUGAUGUCCUCCGGCAAGCCUCAAAGGCCUGCGUGGUGAAGAGAGAGUUCAGAAAAGCAGAGCAGCUGAUCAAACACGCAGUGUUUCUAGCAAGAGAACAUUUUGGACACAAGCAUCCAAAGUACUCCGACACGCUGCUAGAUUAUGGAUUUUACUUAUUAAAUGUAGACAACAUAUGCCAAUCAGUUGCUAUUUACCAGACAGCACUGGACAUCCGACAGUCUGUGUUCGGGGGGAAGAACAUCCACGUCGCCACAGCCCAUGAAGACCUGGCCUACUCGUCAUACGUGCACCAGUACAGCUCUGGGAAAUUCGACAACGCUCUAUUCCAUGCAGAACGUGCCAUAGACAUCAUAACUCACAUUCUGCCUGAGGACCAUCUGCUGCUGGCCUCCUCCAAGAGAGUCAAAGCCCUGAUUCUGGAGGAAAUCGCCAUUGACUGCCACAACAAGGAGACAGAAGAGCGCCUUCUGCAGGAGGCUCACGACCUCCACCUCUCCUCACUGCAGCUGGCCAAGAAGGCCUUCGGGGAGUUCAACGUCCAGACGGCCAAACACUAUGGCAACCUAGGACGGCUCUACCAGUCCAUGAGGAAGUUCAAGGAAGCAGAGGAGAUGCACAUCAAAGCCAUCCAGAUCAAGGAGCAGCUUCUAGGCCACGAGGACUACGAGGUGGCUCUGUCUGUGGGUCACCUGGCCUCCCUCUACAACUACGACAUGAACCAGUAUGAAGACGCAGAGAGGCUCUACCUGCGCUCCAUUGCUAUCGGUAAGAAGCUGUUUGGAGAGGGUUACAGCGGGCUGGAGUACGACUACCGAGGCCUGAUCAAACUCUACAACUCUGUGGGAAACUACGAGAAGGUGUUUGAAUACCACAACGUACUGUCCAACUGGAACCGGCUGAGGGACCGGCAGUUUGCCGUGGCAGAUGCCCUGGAGGAUGUCAACACUACGCCCCAGCAGACCCAAGAAGUGGUACAAGCUUUCCUAUUGGCUCAGAGUCUGGGUCCUACCCGCCCCUGUCUUGGCUGAUUUUAUGAGGAAGGAGAUGGGGGAAAAAAGACAUGUGGGCUUCAGCCUGGUGAGGACGCAUAAAGCCCAAAUGUGAUGCUUCAGUUGCACACAGUUAAUUCGUAAUACACAGUAAAUUCAAGCAUCACCGGCAAGUCAGUUGGCUUCAUAGUCACUGCAGCCGCCAGUACACACACAGACACACACACACAUUUAGUCGUGGAAUAAAAAAAAAGUAGAGAAGACACAGUUAUCAAACCUCAUCAACACCCACACGAACCACCAACAUGCAACUCCAGACUGGACGCAGCUUCACCCCACACAGCAGACUGUUGCAUUUCUCCAAGAGAAAGAGGACACACAACUGAAGGGGGGGGACCUUUUUAAAAGAAAAAAAACAACGACCUCAAACGUCCUGUAAGGAUGACAAACGACCUCUCCUCUUCUCUUGUCUCACUCGCCUUUUUCUUUUCAGUUUAGAAUCGGAGGACGUUUUUUGCUUUUGUAUUUGAACCAGUGUAGCUCUGAAUGCCAUGAGACUCAUCGCAGAUCAAAACCAUGUUCUCCAGGGCUAUGUACAUGACAGUAUCUGGACCCCCGCGCACAUCUGUGAAAAUCCCUGUUUCAAACUACAUCCAUCAACGUCAUCACCUGGAGGAACAGAGAUGGAAAAUGUCAGAUAUUUUUGACACUUGUACAGUAAAAUAAUACUGCAGAUUGUACACUUAAGUUUCAGUUGAAGGCUUCUUGUUUGUUUUUUUCUUUGCAAAGAAAUGAAAGUGGACCCUAAGAAAACUUUGAACUGCUUGGUGGAGAGAGAUUACAAACAGUGGUUGAAUGUGUUGAACCAGUGGGUAUAUUGUUAUACACAGAACAAGCUUCACAGGGCUUGUUUUCAAUUUAUUUUAUCUCCUUGUCCAGUUUAGUACUGACCUAGAAUAAUUAAAAUGCCAAUAAUUUAUAUGCAAAAAUGUAUGUUUAUGUAGCCCUUUGUUUAUGCUUUCUUACUGAGUGAGCCAUGAAUUCUAAACAAACUGCUCAACACUAUUACUUCAAAACCAAGGACAUGGAUAGGAGUGGAGGAAGGUCUACAUGUACAGAGAGGCUCAUAAACCGCCCUUUAGUUGUUAAUCUUAAGGUGCGGCUUUGUGUGUGUGUGUGUGUGUGUGUGUGUGUGUGUGUUGGUAUACACAGAUAGAACUCUGGGUGCCCAAGUGCUCCACUGAUGAUUACCAGCCUUACACCAGCUUGCAGUUAUCUGUCUGUAGACGGACCCAUACUUCUAAGUGCUAAAUAAACUAUUAUACCCUUAAGGGCACUACAAUGGGGACCAAUAUUGUAUAUUUGUGCGAGUGUGUGUGCAUGUGUUGCCAGCCUGUUUACCUGUGCAUCUGGCCUUUCCUCUACACACCAUCCUGUCAUGUCAGAGCCCAUUAAAGCAAAGUUCCAGAUUUUUAUUUUUUGUUUUUCCAUCCUACUGGCUGUUUCUGUCCAGAGUCCCACCAACUGCUCCACUAUAGAGGUCAACUCUCAUGCUUGCAACGUUCUUCAAUCAUAAUGAAUGGGAAAAUAACCCUGAAAGCAACCAGUGACAUGUCUUUUUCUUAAAUUGCCAUGAUGAUCACUUCAUGUCAGUAAAAAUGACCUCUUGCCAAAUCUUAACCAGCUCAGCUUUUAAAGGAUCAGAUCACUCUGAUUACAAAAAAAUACAGUACCCAACUGUAUUGCUUUUGCAACCAAUAAUGAAUGAUAGGCUGAUACCAGCAUUGACAUUUGGGAGUUUACCGAUAUCAGACAAGAUAUGUCCAUACCUUAAACUCUCUACAGUGUGAAAAUCUAGCACCCUCUGCUGGACAAUCUAUGUAAUAGCAACACUGUUUAGAUGGCCUUGUAUGGAAAGCUAAGGAAACAUAUCUUUGGCAUUUCUCUGCUGACAUUUCUUGUGAUUUUUCAGCCAACAUAGACACACAUACAUCUGUAAUAAGCCAAUAUUGGCCCAGUUGAUUUAUCAGAUUGUAUGUUCUCAGACUGUUUCAAUUGAAGAGUUUUUUGAGGCCUGAAGAGGUAAAACCGUACAGUAUUUAAAGAGAUAAACAUCAUUUUGCGUAGUAGAUAUGUGUUUUUUAUUUAUUUCCACCAAUGCCGACAUGGUAACUAGCCUUGCAGAUAGUUUUGGGUUUUUUUACGUCCUUACUAUACUAGACAUUAGAUUCCAUUCCCUUUCACUGUAUUAUCGGUGAUUAUUUUCACGAUAUGUUUUGUCUAUGAAAUGCCCAAAAAUUUGAAAAAUGCUGAUAACAAUUUCCCAGAUCCCAAAGUGACGUCUUAUCCAACAGUCCAAAACCCAAAGACUUCAUGUACAGAGAGGAAAAUUACAUUACAUUACAUUUAAGAAGCCAGAACCGGCAGAUAAUUGACAUUUUAGCUUGCGAAAUGACUGAGACGAUUAAUCAAUUACCAGAAUAGCUCUAAUUGACCCUUCCUAAGCCCCGCCCCUUUUUGCUCUGUGCUCCAAUGACAGUUGAGCCAGCCGCGGUCAGAACCUCAGUCAACCUUUUCCUUUCCUGUACUUUAUGCUAUGUGCUAGGCUAAUCUGUGUUGGAAAAGACAACCACAAAAAAACAAAACUAUGUGCAUGGCUAACUACUAUUAGAGGUAAGUGAGAAAGUUUUUUCUCCUAAUUAGGGGUGAAGUGACCCUUUAAAUAAGAGCCGCGUGGUCAUGGAAGAACUGAGACAAGCAUGUGGCUCUGCAGAGCAGUAACUGCUCUCCCUGAUGGAAAAUGUCCAGCUGUAAAACCAAAUCCGGCAUUAAUAUCUGCAACGUUACUGAAAAUCUGAUGCCUUCAAUAAGCACCCCCACUGUUUUUGUUUUUCAAGAGAAUGAAGAAAACGAGCUUUGCCUUGCUGUCGCUUCAGUGCUGUCGGACGUCUCCCUCUCUAGCAGUGAUGCGAGUGGCUCUAGCUGAGGAGGUCCAGCCUUAGCCCCCUUAAAAGGACGCUCAGCUACACUCUUGGUGCUUCGGCUUCAACAGGCGCCCCCUCCCUCCUGAAACACACACCUUACUACUGGGAGACGGACAACAUUUUUCCAGGGCGGACAUGGAAAUGAAUGUUAUAGUCCUAGAUCUAUACACAGGUCAAAUUGCAGAAAACAUGUCUGAGUCAGGCUACAUAUCUUCGUAACUGCAAACAUUUAAUGGAACAAUGUACUCUCAGAUACUCCUCCACUGUUAGAUAUCAUCAUGGAUUUAUUUUGUUCUCUCUCAUAGGUCAUGUCACCUGUUGAAUUGCAUCCUGGUCUAUUAGGACUACCAUAUUGGAGCCACUGGCAAUCAAUUUCUGUAUAAAAAUCUGCAUAAAGAUUCAAGAAAAGGUUAUUUUUCACUGAUUUUGACGUGAAGUAUUUUCUGCCCACACUGGAGCUGAACUUUCAAUAUCUUGCCAUGAUAAAAAAAAAAAAAGGUGUUUUUCCUUUAACAGUAACCCUGAGAAACCCGCUCUACUGGUGGAAUGUAAGGUCCGACUCAACAAUACCUACUGGUCAUCAUUGUGAUCUACUGAUAUCUGAAAGGGAAUUACCAUAUAGUGUCAGUGCUGGAGGGGGAGGGAGGGUCAAAGGGUGUGGGGGCUUGCUGGGAAAUGUGGACAAAGAUGUUCAAUAAAGCUGUGAUUUCUUCACCAGCCCUGUUUCUCUUAAGAGUCCGGAUGAUUGACACCAAACGCGAUGAGGGGGAUGUUUCACUGUUGUCCUGUUACUGCUUCACUGUUAGCUGCAAAAACAUUAAAACUUGUAUCAUUGAUCACGAA
This is a messenger RNA of Dicentrarchus labrax (European seabass), 5829 nucleotides long. RefSeq names its product amyloid beta precursor protein (cytoplasmic tail) binding protein 2 (gene appbp2). Gene Ontology annotation, molecular function: protein binding. The coding region runs from base 275 to 2041 and encodes 588 amino acids. Gene Ontology annotation, biological process: intracellular protein transport. The record is from RefSeq and is a predicted model, not a curated record. Lineage: Eukaryota; Metazoa; Chordata; Actinopteri; Moronidae. The transcript has 13 exons.